This is a messenger RNA of Corvus hawaiiensis (hawaiian crow), 1702 nucleotides long. RefSeq names its product polyamine modulated factor 1 (gene PMF1). Lineage: Eukaryota; Metazoa; Chordata; Aves; Passeriformes; Corvidae. The record is from RefSeq and is a predicted model, not a curated record. The transcript has 5 exons. Gene Ontology annotation, biological process: chromosome segregation. Gene Ontology annotation, cellular component: MIS12/MIND type complex. The coding region runs from base 1 to 612 and encodes 203 amino acids.
AUGGCGGCGGCGGGCGGCGAUGGCGGCGCGGCGGUGGCGGGGGACGGCGGUGCCGAUGGCGGUGGAGGCCCGGCCCUAUCGGCGGCCCCGGGUCGCGCCCAGGUGUUCACCACCGUGGUGGACACCUUCCUGGAGAAGCUGGUGGCCGCCGGGAGCUACCAGAGGUUUGUCAACUGCUACCGCUGCUUCUACAAGCUGCAGCCCCAGCUGACCCGGAGCAUUUACGAUCAGUUCGUCUCCCAGCUACAGGCGUCCAUAAAGGAGGAGAUCCAGGAAGUGAAAAAUGAAGGGAAUCUAGAGGGACUCUUUAGUUCAUUGGAUAAGGUUGUGGAGGAGGCAAAGGACCGGGAAGAGCCAGCAUGGCGGCCCAGCGGGAUCCCCGAGGACGACGUCCGCAGCGCCAUGGUGCCGUACUUCCUGAAGCACCGCUCCUACCUGCGCAGAGUCCUCAGGGAGAAGGAGGAAGAGAACAGGAAGGUGGCUGAGUCUGUGCUGAUGGGGAGGGACAGGAUUGCGGAGUUGCAGCAGCUGAUCCAGGCUCGCCAACAGGCCUGGCAGGCAAUCAGUAAGGAGCAACGAGAACUCGUCAUGACAUUCCAGGAGCCCCAGUGAGGCCUCAGAAUGUCCCACGGGCUCUGCUGAGACAGUUAAUUGUCCCAAAGCACCGAUGGGACAGGGUGUGCGCAGAACCCAAACUGAGAAUCACCCCAUCAGGCCACUGGAGACUGCAGAGGAACCGGAACAGCUGCUGGACUGGCACCAUUUGAUCAGAUUUGGCGAAGAAACAAAAAAAACAUUGGGAUCUUUGGAAAUGGAUGGCAAUUCCCUAUUUCCUACUCAGCUAGACAGAGACAAGGGGCACAAAGUGUGUCUGUGCUCUCAUCUGCUCCCCUGAGUGCUGUGACAGGCCUGACUCCAGUUUCCAAAGCCACAUUUGGGGUUUUGUAGCUAUAUUAGCUGUGCAUUAGACAGAAUUCAGUGCCAUAAGCCCCAAGCCACACCGUGCCCAGACCUGAGGAGCCCACGAGCAGGAGCACACAUGUUCCUGCCUGUGCUUGCAGGUUCAUUCAGUCUCCAUGUGCUCAAACCCGUUGCAGAUGUGGCAGCAGCUGCUGCACCAGGUUCCUCAUUACCAUCCGUUCUGUUUUCCACGUUAUUUCCAGCCCUGGUCCCCUCCCAGCAGCCUGAGGUAUCUGGGGGUCUGUGCAGAGGUUGGAAUGGCCCUGCCUCCACUUUGUGGGCUUGUGGCACAGGGGUUUAAUGUUCUGUUCUGGAACCAGACUGGUUUUCCCCACCCAGAGUCAUCUGUUAAGGGCCUCAUCGAAAGUUUGCAGGCUGGGGAAGCGAAGGCUCCCGGGAUCUCUCUGCCAGAGCCCCACGAGUGACGUGUGCCUCCAGAGUGAACAGGUUGUUUCUGGGGCUGGCAGGGAAUGAGGAGAGUCCCCUCGCACCUGAGGGAGACUGAGAGAGGUUCUGAGUCCAGCAGCCACUGAGGGCAGCAGGUUCCGUGGUCUCCACCCCAAGGAGAGGCCGUGCCCUGUGGCAAACUGGGGAGCAGCAGUGGCUGCUUGCACCACACCCCAACCUCUGUUUGCAAUUAGAGCCUGCGACAGAGCGGCUGCAACCAUUUCCCCUGUGCCUGCCCUUGUUGUGCUGGAAUCUCAAUAAAUUGGGGCUGUUGUUCCCAGCUUGGCUCCUGCCA